Molecule: messenger RNA, 3842 nt
Organism: Puntigrus tetrazona (Sumatra barb)
Lineage: Eukaryota; Metazoa; Chordata; Actinopteri; Cypriniformes; Cyprinidae
Gene: bmp8a
Product: bone morphogenetic protein 8a
Exons: 7
Coding region: 1523-2866 (447 amino acids)
Biological process (GO): SMAD protein signal transduction
Cellular component (GO): extracellular region
Molecular function (GO): growth factor activity; cytokine activity
Source: RefSeq, a predicted model, not a curated record
UGUAGCAAUAGCCAACAAUACAUUGUAUGGGUCAAACAUAUAGAUUUGUACAUUCUUAGUACCAAAAAUACAUAUCAAUAUCAUUUUUGAUUAGUAACAUACAUUGGACUUCAUUUGGUAACUUUUAAAUAUGAUUUUUUCUAUAUUUCUACCUUAUGCACCGUCAGAUUCCUGAUUUUCAAAUAGUUGCAUCUCAAAUAUUGUCCUAUCCUAUCAUAUUGAGCUAUUUAUUCAGCUUUCAGGUUAUGUAUACAUUUCAAUUAAAAAAAAUGUCCCUGGUUUUGUGGUCCAGAGACACAUUUCACUACCUGUCAAGGAUAGUUUUAGAGUUCAUUUUCUAUUCACACCGAGUAGGACCCACAAAUUUCUCGAAAUUGCCAUCUUUAUAUCUUUUAGUAAGACAGCAAUGAUUUGUCACUCCCUGACUACUGUUGGAACCACAGAAAUAUAAAUAUAGUUUUCAUAUUACCGUAGCCAUAAGAACUCAUUUCUAGUUUGCGCAAAGGCUGGAUCACAUCUGAGAACAUCUUUAUGCCAAACCACAUGAUAAUUGUCAGCAAUUUGUGAGGUAUGUGUAGAAGAUGAGACGGUUUGAUAGUAAAUGGAGAUUGAGGUGAGAAGGGUUUAGGGAAGAGAGGGCGGAGGAUCCAGUCGUUGGAAACACUCCCACUGCGUAAGCGUGUAUCUUGGAGGGAAGGAGGUCACCCGUGUUCAGACUAUGCCUUUAACGCGAGCAGCGCACAGGCUAAGAAUAUCACAGCUCACUGGGAUCGCACAACUUCACAAUUCACUACUCUGGUGAACAAAUCAUACAAUUUAGAAACAUACAUUUUGGGAUUUUUCAGGAGUCUUGGAUUUUUCCACUCAUUGGAUUAGGCCUAAAUAUUCCAACCCCAGCAUUGAUGGAUUACUGCAAGGGAGUUUUGUAGCUUUUUGCUCUUCAGUGAAACAUUAAGGAUUUCCUCGGUUUGGAGUCGCGACUCAUCUUCUCAAAAGGAGCAAAGCAGGUGUUGCGUUUGAUCCAGAAACCUUUGAAGAAAAACCCUUUGAAACCUAACAUUUGUGAGGCCCUCUCUUUUUAUAUUUACUCUAGCUAAAGACUUUAAUUUCACUUUGUGCUUAGUCCUUCCAACUUCGAGAUCGCGGCCGAAGCGAGUUGAAGACCUGUUUGUUUUCUCUUCCAGUUUCUAGGAUAUCGUUUGCCGUCCAUCUCCGUAAGCACACUGUAGAUUAUGAGAGAAGCCUGCGGUUUGGUAAAUAAAGUGACAGCAUGAGGAACGACUCUCAAAAGGCGAUAAACUGAGUGGCUUGUAGCAGUAAACAUUGCACUCUCCCAAAUAAUGAUGACUGCUGUGGAAUCUGAGUGGCUUAGACGUCUGAGUGUCGUUCAGAGUUGAACUUCAAGACGGUAGUCAGACCAUUCCAGAGAAGACCGACGUCGGGUAAACACCUAGAGGUUUUGGAGGGACAAACACCAUCUUUAUAGACCGCUGCGUUGGAACAGAGCUCUUCCGCAGCACCAAUGGACAAACGAGAGCGUGUGGUUGAGUUUGUGUCCUCACACCGCAGCAGAGGGAGGAAGGAGAGCUGUGGCAGCCGAACCCGAGGCCGCCAGAGACUGUUUCCUUUGCCCGUCCUCCUCCUCGUCUGCAUGCUGCUGUGUGUUUGGGCUCAGGUGGAAGGAGUGGUUCAUUCCAGCUUCCGCAGACUCAGCGGUCGUGAAAAGAAGGAGAUGCAGAAGGAGAUUUUAUCCAUUCUGGGUUUACCCGGCCGGCCCAGACCUCACCCACCGCUGCGGCCCCCUUCCUCCGCCCCUCUCUUCAUGCUGGACCUUUACCAUGCCGUGUCGUCCGAGGCCGACGAUGGACCGGGUUUGGGAUUCACUCCGGAGGGGGUCAGUCACGCGGCGCUGCCCACCUUAAGCACACACACACCGCCCCUCGGCACGGUGGUUAGCGAGGCCGACACGGUUAUGAGCUUUGUCAACCUGGUGGAGCAGGAGAAGGAUCUGCUGCAGCCUCGGCCGUACUGGAAGGAGUUUCGCUUCGACCUCACUCCGCUUCCUCAGGGAGAGACCGUCACCGCUGCCGAGUUUCGCAUCUAUAAAACUCUAACCGUGGGUUGGCGUGCAAACCGCACCCUCCAUAUCUCUGUCUAUGAAAUCCAGAGGGAGAAAAGACACAGGGAGCCUGAGCUGGUGCUGCUGGACAUGCAGUCUGUGCCUGCGGGUCAAGAGGGCUGGCUGGCAUUUGAUGUGACUUCUGCGAGCAAUCGCUGGCUCCUCCACCCUCGGAGCAACUUGGGCAUCCGCCUUUAUGUGGAAACUGAGGAGGACCGGUCGUUGUCAGCUGCAUGGGUGGGUCUGGUGGGUCGACGCGGGCCGCGCUCUAAACAGCCUUUCAUGGUGACGUUCUUCAGAGCCAGUCAAGCCCCUUGCCGCCCACCCCGUGCUCUGAGACACAACAAUCCACGCAAGAAAAAACCCAAGUACGACCUGCCACACCCAAACAGACCCGGCAUAUUUGACCAAAAUCACGCCAGCAGCGGACGCCAGGCCUGUAAGAAACACGAACUCUACGUCAGCUUCAGCGACCUUGGCUGGAAGGACUGGGUUUUGGCCCCUACAGGUUAUUCUGCGUAUUAUUGUGAUGGGGAAUGUGAUUAUCCUCUGGGCUCUUGUAUGAAUGCCACAAACCACGCCAUGAUCCAGCUACUGGUUCACCUUUUAAGACCAGAUGAAGUGCCCAAAGCCUGCUGCGCUCCAACCAAACUCAGUCCCAUUUCUGUGCUCUUCUAUGAUGACAACAACAACGUUAUUCUCAAGAAACAUCGAAACAUGGUGGUCAAGAACUGCGGUUGUCUAUGACCUCUUGUGCAUUCGAGUUUUAAAUCCGAAACAAAUGUAGAUGUAUUAUAAUACUCAGAGGCACCCUUUGUAAUAUACAGUCAUUCAAAUUUUAUUUAGCCAGAUUUGAGCGUUCUUGCCUGUCCCAAAUGAUUGACAAAUGAUAGCUGUUGAUGUGUCAUGAUGGUUUAUCAGCAUAUGCGUCACAAUUUUAUUUAGGAUUGGAAUCUGUUACGUCCAGAGCCGUAAGGUUCUGUUGUCGUUCCAGAGUUUCUCUCUCUCCCUGUGUGUGUGUGUGUGUCUCUCUCUCCUCACAGAACCAGUGUCCCCACCUGAAGCUGAUAAUUAGCGCUCUGCUGUGAUUGGGUGAUGAGAGAAGAGAGAGAGUACUUAAGCUACAGCUGUCCUCAGACUAGCGGCUGGUGGUGGUUGAGGACGACAUGUGGCUCGUCCAUAGAAGCCUUGUUGCUAGUGCUUUUGGUGUACAUUUCUCUUAAAUGUGUUGAGAUCGUUGAAGUAGAAAUCUUGUUUUGUCACAGUGAACACUUCUGUGUUUGAGGCCUUGUAAAGAGAAGUCAGUGUUAUUUUUAGUGAUCCCUUAAAGAUCGAGUCCAUUUUUGUUUUUUUGGGGGUUAAGUAGGAAAGUGGGUGCCAUUUUUGUUUGUAUUACACUUUUUCUCCUAGUUUAGGGAGUUAAUUUAACCUGCUGUAUUUUCUUUUCUUUUCAGUUUAAUUAGAUAAAUUAAGUUAGUUUCCCUGUGUUUGUUAUUUUGGUCUUGGCCCCUUCUUUGUUGCCAUUUUGUUUAGAAUUAUGUAAAUAAAAAAAAGAACUUCUUGUUACUUCCUGGCCGUUAUUGUAGCCUUUCUCUUCUGAGUUUUUGAAGACCGAUUCCUCAGCCGUCGCACAGUGUCUGUCUCGCCACCAACCGCUUAUUUCCCUAGACCAUCUUGGACUGUAACUAAUCCAUCCCAUAAUAAAAAAAAUACAUAUUUUGCA